Messenger RNA from Eurypyga helias (sunbittern), 2822 nucleotides. RefSeq names its product thyroglobulin-like. Gene Ontology annotation, biological process: thyroid hormone generation. The annotation marks the transcript as partial. The record is from RefSeq and is a predicted model, not a curated record. NCBI's taxonomy places the organism in Eukaryota, Metazoa, Chordata, Aves, Eurypygiformes, Eurypygidae. The transcript has 21 exons.
CUUCUAAAUUGGCAGAAGAGGCAGAAGGAAAUUUUACUAACUUUCAGCACGUUUAUCUGUGGAGAGGCUCUGAUAUGGUUACCCGGACUGAAACCUCUGCAUGUGAUGCAACUGCUUUGAAGACUGAGAGCAAUCUAAUGUUAUCAGAUUCCACAAGGGAUCUUUUCUACCUAAUGGACGACAGCCGGAUACGAAGUGACCAGAACUAUUCUCUCCCUUACCAGCAGUAUUGGGUCUUCAGGCAGAAGUACUCUGCAGAGGAAGCUGUGCUUUGGUGUCUCACACGUUGUACACAAGAUGAGUUUUGUCAAAUGGCAGAUCUUCAAAACGCCACAGACACGUACUUUGUGUGUGCCCUCUAUCCAGAAGCACAGAUUUGCGAUGGCAGCAUCGAUCAAAUACCAGAAAAAUGUCAAACCGUGCUACCUUGGCAACCGCAGACAUUGUAUCAUAAAAUAGUCACUCUGAAGAGUUCUGUGAAGAGUUUCUACACACAUGUACCAUUCCAGAAAGUAACGGGGAUCUCCGUGAGGAAUAAGACUGACAUGAGCAGAAAAACUGUUUCAGAAGGCUUUUUUGAGUGUGAGCGUUGGUGUGAUGCUGACCCCUGUUGCACAGGAUUUGGCUUUUUAAAUGAUUCCCAGCUGUCAGGUGGAAAGAUCGUGUGUCUGACUCUGAACAGCCUAGGAAUCCAGAUGUGUGCUGAGGAAACACAAAGUGCUUGGCAUGUUUCAAAUUGCACUUUACCAGAUGCUGAAGUCCAAAUAUACCCAUUUGGCUGGUAUCAAAAGCCUGCUGACUUGAAGAACACCAUGCCUAACCUGUGUCCACCUGUUAGCUUACCACUCAGGCCGGAAAGCGAGUAUUCUGAUAUGUGGCAACCCUUAAAUGUGUCCUCUGUUCUCGUGGAUUCAUCCAUCUCAAACUUUGAAGUUGUGCAAGUUAGUAGAGAUAUAUCCAAUGACUUCUCCACUGCCAGAGACUUUUGUCUAUCCGCUUGUUCAAAGAACCAGUCGUGUACAGUGGUUACACUGGAAACCCAGCCUUCAGCAAUAAGAUGCCUACUCUACCCUGAUACACAGAUAUGCACACAUGGCCUGCAAGGGUACAGCUGCUGGAUUUUGCUCAAAGAGCCAGCUACAUAUAUCUAUAGGAGACAAGGUAAGAGCAGGUUAAAUUUUUUGAUUUCUGAACCGGGUUUAACCCCAUCUGUGUCCAUCCCAUCCCAUGGAGAUAUGAUGGGCAAAUCCCAGGUGAUCCGUGUUGGCUCAGAGUGGAGAAACAUCAACCAGUUCCUGGGGAUCCCAUACGCUGCACCUCCCAUUGCAGAGGGGCGCUUCAGUCCUCCAGAGCCGUUUAUUUGGAUGGAAACCUGGAAUGCUACUGUGGCUCGGGCAGCUUGUUGGCAGCCAGGAGAUGGAGAGGCCUCAUCAUCCUCUGUCAGUGAAGACUGCCUGUAUCUGAAUGUCUUUGUUCCUGCCACCACUGUCAAAAAUAUGCCAGUGCUGCUGUUCUUCCACAACGGAGGGAGUUACAAUGCUGAGGCAGGAAAGAUAACCAUAGAUGGAUCAUACCUAGCUGCCAUCAGUAACGUCAUUGUUGUGACAGCAAACUACCGGCUUGGUGUUUUUGGCUUCCUUAGUACUGGUUCUCCUGAGGCAAGUGGAAAUGCCGGCCUUUUGGAUCAAUUGGCAGCUUUGAAGUGGGUGCAGAACAACAUUGCUAGCUUUGGAGGAGAUCCAAGCCAGAUUUCUUUAGGAGCUGACCGUGGUGGGGCAGAUAUUACCAGCAUUCACCUGCUCACAGAGGCAGCAGAUAUGGGUCUUUUCAGGAGGAUGUUGUUGAUGGGAGGUUCAGCUUUUUCUCCAGCAUCCAUUAUUACUAAGAGGAGAGCACAGACCCAAGCAGAAGUCCUGGCUGAAGAUGUGGGAUGCCCUUCAUCCACCAGUGAGGAAAUUGUAGCCUGUCUCCGCCAGUUGCCUGCUCGUGUCCUCAAUGAUGCACAGACUAAGCUCCUAGCUAUAAGUGGUCCAUUCCAGUACUGGGGUCCAGUGAUGGAUGGAAUUUACCUUCGGGAACCUUUAGCUAAAGCCCUGCAGCGCCCUCAACUUCGGAAAGUAGAUCUGCUUAUUGGAAGUGCUCAGCAAGAUGGGCUGAUCAGCAGAGCUAAGGCAAUUAAGAAAUUUGAAGAAAGUCAAGGAAGAGUCAACAGUAAAACAGCCUUUUAUCAAGCUCUGCAGAAUUCUCUAGGAGGAGAAGACUCCAACUCAUUCAUUGAAGAUGCAGCUACAUGGUAUUACUCCCUUGAACACUCAACCGAUGAUUAUUCCUCAUUUUCCAGGGCUUUGGAAAAUGCUACCCGUGACCAAUUUAUCACGUGUCCCAUCAUUAACAUGGCCAGUCACUGGGCUGCUAAUUCCAGAGGAAAUGUCUUCAUGUACCAUGUACCAGAGAGCUCCGCACAGAGCAGCUUAGAGCUCUUGCUGGAUGUUCAGUAUACAUUUGGACUGCCGUUCUACCAGAAGUAUGAAGAACAAUUUACGAUGGAAGAAAAGAGACUUUCUUUGCAAAUCAUGCAAUACAUCUCCAACUUUGUAAACUCUGGGAAUCCAAACUACCCUCAUAGUUUCUCAAGAAGAAUGUCAGGGAUGAUACCCCCCUGGCCUAUGUAUCUGCCAAAUGAUGAUGGUGAUAACUACAAGGAGUUCACUGUUUCCUUGCCAACUCUUAAAGGAUUGAAAACAGCAGACUGUUCCUUCUGGUCUAAUUAUAUCAGGAGACUGAAAGCAUCCACAGGUGAGCAGAAUGUUUUCUGUCAUUAA